GACGUUUGCCUGUGGGAGCGGGCCUUUCGGAGGAGACCGGAAGUGGAGUCACUGGGAGGUAACCAGAAAUGGAGAGAAAAGUAAGCAGAAUCUGUCUUGCUUCUGAACCCAAUAUAAUUCAUUUUCUACAAGUGUCUUGGGAGAUAACACUAGGAUCUGGUUUUGUUAUUACACUUACUGAUGGUCAGUCAGCGUGGACUGGGACAGUGUCUGAAUCAGAGAUUUCCCAAGAAGCUGAUGACAUGGCAAUGGAAAAAGAGAAAUAUGUUGAUGAACUGAGAAAAGCAUUGGUGUCAGGAGCAGGACCAGCUGACGCAUACAAGUUUAAUUUUUUGAAGGAGUCUUGUCAUUUCUCCUUCGAGAAAAAUCUGAAAGAUGUUUCAUUCAGACUUGGUUCCUUCAGCCUAGAGAAAGUUGCAAGCUCAACUGAGGUUGUUAGAGAACUUAUUUGUUACUGUCUGGAUACCAUAGCAGAAAACCAAGCCAAAAAUGAGCACCUACAGAAAGAAAAUCAAAGGCUUCUGAGAGAUUGGAAUGAUAUUCAAGAACGAUUGGAAAAAUGUGUGAGUGCUAAGGAAGCUUUGGAGACUGACCUUUACAAACGAUUUAUUCUCGUAUUGAAUGAGAAAAAAACAAAGAUCAGAAGCUUACAUAAAUUGUUAAAUGAAGUUCAAGAACUAGAAAAGAACACUGAACAUGAAAGGGAAGCUACAACCCACUCUGAAAUGACUGCUGACCGAGAUGCAAUCUAUGAUGAAAGUACUGAUGAGGAAAAUGAAAACUUGUCUGAUCCCUCUGUGUUGGCUUCAGCUACUUUAAGAAAAGAUGAUUCCAUUCUUUCAAGUCCUGAUGUCACUGAUAUUGCACCAAGUAGAAAGAGGAGGCAGCGAAUGCAAAAAAAUCUUGGGACAGAACCAAAAAUGGCUUCUCAGGAGCAUCAGCUUCAAGAAAAGAAAAAGCUUGAUCCUUCACUACCUGAGCCGCCGAAAAAGGAGCAUAUAUCAGCUGCUAACAUGUCUUUAGAAACUCUAAGAAACAGCAGUCCAGAAGACCUCUUUGAUGAGAUUUAACAGUCUCCAAACAGUACUUUGAUGUUCACUAGACUGUGUUUUUUAUUCAUUUCUUUAGAAUGAAAAAGCAAAAUUUCAACUCAGCGGUAGCUAUUACUGCACCUUACAAUUUAAUUACAUACACACUGAGUUGAAACCAUUGUGCAAAAUAGAUUACACAUGUAUGUGAAGGUAUGAUUUGAUGACAGUGGUACAUUAUUUUAAACUGUUUGUUCAGCAUGCCUAUAAUUACAUAAAAUUUUAGACUUUUUGUUGCGAAAGAAACAUUUAUCAUAUUCAUUUAUACAUAUUAUAUGUGGUAGCUGUCUAACAUCCUGUCUAGGAAGAUUUUGGAAAUAGGAAAAAGAAAACAUCUGUUUAAAAU
Molecule: messenger RNA, 1434 nt
Organism: Cynocephalus volans (Philippine flying lemur)
Lineage: Eukaryota; Metazoa; Chordata; Mammalia; Dermoptera; Cynocephalidae
Gene: XRCC4
Product: X-ray repair cross complementing 4
Exons: 8
Coding region: 69-1070 (333 amino acids)
Biological process (GO): double-strand break repair via nonhomologous end joining; positive regulation of ligase activity; immunoglobulin V(D)J recombination
Cellular component (GO): DNA-dependent protein kinase-DNA ligase 4 complex; nucleus; DNA ligase IV complex
Molecular function (GO): DNA binding
Source: RefSeq, a predicted model, not a curated record